Messenger RNA from Rotaria socialis, 12855 nucleotides. The record is from the annotation of a GenBank genome assembly. Lineage: Eukaryota; Metazoa; Rotifera; Eurotatoria; Philodinida; Philodinidae.
AUGCCGGACGAUACACGAAAAACUUAUAUACUAUCAACUAUUUCGAAUUAUUUUGGUAUCGAGCGUGAUUCUCUAUCAUCUUUAGCUGAUCAUCGUUCAUUAAAUAAUUUUUUUGACGAUGCAAAAUGUCAGUUACUUUCAGCAACACGUGGUGGAAAACAUUCAGUUGAUCUAUCAAAUGAGAUUAAAAUUGUCGAAGGUGCACAAUAUCUUGUUUUAUUUAAACUUCGACCUGAACAAAUUACAUCAGAUAAUCUGUAUACAAAUAUAUUUUUAUCAUCCAUGGUUGAUUCACCAAUUGAUUCUCUUUACUAUAUGAUUAAAUCUGUAUUUUCACCAGCUCUACGUGAUAAUAGUAAUAAUACUAAUCGGUCGAAUCAAGCUGCUAAUCAACAAAUUCAAACAUCAUUAAAUGAACUUGAACAAGUACUUCGUUCAUCAGGAAAGAAAAAUUCAAGUAGUUCAUCGUCAUCGAUGGCAACCAUAUCACAUCCAAAAGAUGAAAUUGCCUAUUGGAAUGACAUGUCAAAAAAUACAUCAAGUAAAACAAAAGAUCUUGAACGAGCAAAAUAUUUUCUUCAACUAUUCGAUCCAAUCAAAGGAAAUUUUGAAAAUAUCGAAAAUUUAUCACUUCUUGAACUAGUAGAUGUUGUCGAAAAAGCACAAGACGUUUAUGACGACAUUUGGAAACAAACGGAACAUGAUGAAUAUCCUGAACAACGUAUGACGCAUUUGUUGGCAAUAACAUCGAUUACGUUUGUUCAAUCUGUUCAAAAACAAUUAUCCAACAUUGAUUUAUGGUCAGAUUCAAAAGAUUCUGUAAAAAAUCGUGAAUAUCUACGUAAUGGUGCUAAUAUAUGUGAGCGAUGGUCUAUUGCUGUUGAACAAUUAACAAGUAUUUAUUGGCGUACUUAUAGUCCACAUCCAUGGAAAGGUGAGCCAUUCAAAGCAACAUACUUAAUACAAUUCAACAAACGUUUACUUCAAAUAAUAACUGUUCGUUCAUCAUACGAACAAUGUCUACGUGCUGAUUCGUCAUUGAAUAAAGGAAAUUUCCCAACAACUAAAGUAUUCUCGCCAUUUUUUAAUCUUAAUCCAAUACAAUUUAAUCCAUAUACCGAUCCAGAAUGGAUCGCUGCAAUGAAUCAAUUUGAAAUUAUAAUGUCAGGUGUAGAUCGUGAUGUUGCAAAACAGCUACGUGAUCAUUUUCAAAAACUUCAGUCCAACCCUCAACAAAUGUUAAUAGAGUUCAAACGUUAUGGUGAUUUGAUGCAGCGUGAUACAAUUCGAAAAGAGUUAGCCUCUCAAAGAGAAUUUCUAUUAGGUCAAUUAGAAAGUGAAGUUAAAAUGUUAGCAGAUGAUUUUAAUAAUUUAACCAAUGCUGGGAAAAAAUCGUCCACCAAAGGAAUUAACCGUACUGUUAUUGCAACUCAACUUGAUACAAGUCGACAAAUAGAAGCCAAAGUAAAUAAUAUAAUUAUUGACGGAGAAAAAUUAUUAAGUGAUUUAUCCAAUUAUUCACGUCUUGCAUCUCUUGCUAAACAACUUAAACAAGAUUUAAUAAAUUGGAGAAAAGAUAAAUUUAAAGAAUGGUGCCAAGAUACAACACGCGCUAUUGAUGAUCCAUCACAAGCAUUAAAUCUUGAAACUACUGGUCGUCUAAUGGAACUUGAUUCACAGGAUGGGAAAUUACGAGUACUUUAUGGCGAUCGAUUAGUUAUAUUACUUAAUGAAGUACGACAAUUAUCAUCACUUGGUUAUGAUAUACCAUCGAAAAUUAUUAAAUGUGCAGAUAUUGGCAAGAAAUUUUAUCAAUACGGAGUUGAACUUCAAGCAUUGUCCCAUUUUUAUAAUACAAUCGAUUCUGAAAUGAUUCCAAGUCAACAACCAUUGAUGCUAGAUUUAGCUAAAAAUUUUGAACGUCUUGUUAAAGAACCGAAAUCAACUCAACGAAGCGGUGAUAGUUCAGCUGUUAAAAUAACUUGGGAUAAUCCUGAACAGUUAUCACGUUAUAUUGCAACACUUCGUGGAGCAGCUGAAAAGUUAAAAACAGAAAAUUUAAAAUUACGCCGUUAUCAUUCAACUAUUGGACAGAUGGUUUGCGCAUUGAUGAAUACGGAUAUAUUACGUGAAUCAAAAAAAUGGGAUGAACAAAUACAAGAUAUCAGAAAAAUUAUGGAUAAUUUAGUUCAUGAAGGUUAUUCAGCUGACAACAUGAAAUCAUGGAGAUCUUUUUGGGAUCGGCAGUUAUAUAAAGCACUUGAUCUUCAAUAUUCAAUAGGUUUAAGAACUUUAACUGAAAAUUUACCAGAAAUUAAUAUUGAUCUGGUUUUCAGUGAUAAUUCUAUUCAAUAUAAAUUAUCAAAUGCAUCACGAGUACAAGGAAAUUUAGAAGCAAUCAAAGCUACGUAUUAUAAUGAAAUGAAAAGAUUUUUAGCAAUACCAUUAACAUUUAGAGGUUUUAGAGAUACAAAGAAAAAAUUAAUUUUUGAAAAUAUAAUGCAAAGACAUAAUGAUGAUAUUGUUGCAUGUUUUUAUGCGUCGAAUCAGUUAUUUAAUAGAUUAGAACGUGGUUUAGAACAAUUUAAAGAAUGGACCAUAUUAGAACAAGUUGAUAUUGAAGAACUUGUAGAAAAAUAUUUACUUGAUGUUGCUGAUUGGGAAAGAAACUUUAGAGUUUUGAAAGUUCGUGGACAAGAUGCAGAGAAACUACCCAAUGAAAUGCGAUACGAUUGUUUUGUCGUCAAUAUAAAUCCUUUUAAGUUAGCAAUCAAAAAUCAAAUACAACGCGUACAAAAUUCAAUGUUAACACAUUUAAAACAUUCAAUAACACGCGAUGCUACUACGAUCGAUGCUUUUGUCAAUGAAGGUCUUGAAAUGCUUAAUGAUCGUCCAAAAAAUCAUGAAGAAAUUCGUUUGUCUUAUAAAAAACAUGAUGAAUUAAAUUCUAAACGUAAAGAUAUACUUCCAUUAUAUGAGCGUCUUGAAUCGAAAAAUAAAUUAUUACGAUCCGUAACUGGUGGUGGCCAUGAGCAACUUGUACAAUUACAAUUGAAAUUGGAUAAAUUUGAAAGCAUGAUGGAUUCACAUAUUCAAAUGAUAAAUGAACAAAAAGAUGUUUUUAAAAGAAAUUUACAAUCACGUUAUGAAACAUUUUUAAAUGAAUGUGAAAAAAUGAAAGCACGUUGGAAACAAAUUCGACCACGCGAACAGGAUAUGAAUGAUGAAAAAAAAUGUCGAGAAUCAUUAAAAAUUGUUCGAGAAAGAGAAAAAGAAAUUCAAGAUAUGAUUAAACAAAAAGAGAAAAUGAUUGAAGAAUUCAAAGUCUUUGGUAUGGAUGAUCCAGUAUUUCGAGAACUGGACGAAGUUAGUACAGAUGUAGCACGUAUUAAGAAUGUUUGGGGAAUUUAUGAAGAAUUUCAAGAAGAAUUAGCUGAAUUAGCAAAAGAAGAUUGGGUUACAUUUCGUAGUAAAACAUAUCGUUUUGAUGAAUUUCUUUCUAAUUGGCAAGAAAAAUUAAAGCAAGUCUCAAGUGAUGAAUCAACAAAAUCAUCAAAAAAACAUUCAUCUAGUAAUAUGAAUGAUCGUAUACAGCAAGAUAUUGAUAAUUAUCGUUUAACAACACCUUUAUUUAAAUGGGUUCGUGGUGAAGCUUUAUCACCAGAUCACUGGUUGGAAUUAUUUCGAAUAUUGAAAAUACCACGUGGUAUUACAUUAGAAAAAUUAACUUUCGGAGAUAUUCUCAGAGCUAAAGAUGAAAUGAUGAAUAAUACUGAACAACUGAAAGAUUUGAAUGCUCGUGCACAAGCUGAACAUACAAUUCGCGAAGCUUUACAUGAAUUAGAUAAUUGGGGUGUAGGUGCACAAUUUUCAUUAACAGAAUAUGUUGAUACUAAACAACAAAAAAUACAAAUAAUUAAAGAUUGGAAAGACUUGUUUACACAAAUCGGAGACAAUCAAAGUCUUUUGUCUUCACUAAAGGAUUCGCCAUAUUACAAGAAUUUCGAGGGCCAAGCACAUAUAUGGGAACAACGUUUAGGUAUUCUUGAUGAAUGUCUUCAUACUCUUAAUCAAACUCAACGUAAAUUUGUCUAUCUGGAACCGAUUUUUGGCAGAGGUGCUUUACCAAAGGAACAAGGGAGAUUUCGUGGCGUUGAUAAAGAAUUUCGUGAAAUAAUGUCUGAAAUUUCAUCGAAUCCUCGUUUAGUUGUAUUCUCACAACGUAAAGAUUUAUCGAAUAUAUUAAAAUCAAUGCUCGAUCAAUUAGGUCGUUGUCAAAAAGCACUUAAUGAACUUCUUGAAGAAAAACGUUCUAUUUUUCCUCGAUUCUAUUUUAUUGGUGAUGAUGAUCUGUUAGAAAUUCUCGGUCAAUCAACAAAUCCAACAGUCAUUCAAACACAUUUAAAAAAGCUUUUCGCUGGUAUCCAUUCAGUUCAAUUUGACGAUACAAAACAAAAUAUACUGGGCAUGCGUUCAUUGGAUGGCGAACUUGUUCCAUUAACAAAAAAAAUUCAUAUAACAACAUCAGUUGAAGAAUGGCUUAAAGAACUAUCAAAAGAGAUGAUCAAUACAUUACAACAACUAUUAGUUAAUGCUUUACAAGAAUCACGAAAACAAUUAGGACAAACACCCGUAGAAAAAUAUCCAUCACAAAUUUCAUGCUUAGCUGAAUCAAUAACGUUUACCGAACGUUGUGAAGAAGCUAUCAGAAAUGGACAGUUAGACAAAUUUCUUGUUGAUAUUAAACAAGUACUUGAAAAAUAUACAAAUGUACCAGUCAGUACUGACUCAUUAGAAGGUCAAGUAACAGAUCUAAAAUAUAAAGCAUUAAUUAUGGAUACCGUUCAUAAUAUGGACGUUGUGCAACAAUUAGCUGAUAGUCGAAUUCAAAAUAUUUAUAGUUGGUUAUGGCAAAAACAAUUAAGAUUUUAUUUAGAAAAUAAUAAAGCUACGAUAAAAAUGGUUGAUGCGCAAUUUAAUUAUACUUAUGAAUAUCAAGGAAAUGCCCAAAAGCUUGUACAUACACCAUUAACGGAUAAAUGUUAUUUAACUUUAACACAAGGAAUGCAUAUGGGAUUUGGUGGAAAUCCGUAUGGACCAGCAGGAACAGGUAAAACCGAAUCAGUUAAAGCUCUUGGGUCAACAUUUGGACGACAAGUUCUUGUAUUCAAUUGUGAUGAGGGUAUUGAUGUGAAAUCAAUUGGUAGAAUAUUUAUCGGUCUUUGUAAAUGUGAUGCUUGGGGAUGUUUCGAUGAAUUCAAUCGUUUAGAUGAAGCUGUUUUAUCUGCUGUAUCGAUGCAAAUUCAAGUUAUUCAAGAUGCUUUAAAAAAUGGUGCACCAACAUUAACAUUACUUGAUAGAAAAAUAGAAAUAAAUCCGAAUUCAGGAAUAUUUGUAACAUUAAAUCCAGCAGGAAAAGGUUAUGGUGGUCGAUCUAAAUUACCUGAUAAUUUAAAACAACUAUUUCGGCCUGUAGCUAUGUCUAAACCAAACAAUGAACUUAUUGCUGAAGUUCUUCUGUAUUCAGAUGGAUUUAAAAAUGCCAACACUUUAGCAAGAAAACUUGUUGCCUUAUUUAAUUUAAGUAAAGAACUUUUAACAACACAACAACAUUAUGAUUGGGGUUUACGAGCAUUGAAAACUGUUUUGAAAGGUUGUGGAACAUUAUUGCGAAAUGCUAAAGCAAAUAAAGUUGAAAUUUCCUCCAAAUAUGAAUCUCAAUUAGUUGUUCAAGCGUCUCGUAUUAAUACAUUAUCGAAAUUAACUUUCGGUGAUUCGAGACGAUUUGAUGGUCUUCUAAAAGAUAUAUUUCCUGGUAUUGAUUUAAAAGAUAUUGAAUAUGAAAAUUUACGACAAGCUUUACAUGAAAUAUAUAAAGAGCAUCAUUUGCGAAUAAAUGAUAUGCAGAUUCGUAAAGCUCUUGAACUCUAUGAGCAACUUCGACAACGUAUGGGUGUUGUUAUUGUCGGUCCUUCUGGUUCUGGGAAAUCAGUCCUAUGGAAGAUGCUUCAACAUGCUAUGCAAAAAACAGGUCAAACUGUGCGAACAUAUGUAAUGAAUCCAAAAUCAAUGCCGAGAAUUCAAUUACUUGGACAUAUUGAUAUUGAUACAAGAGAAUGGUCUGAUGGUGUUUUAACAGCAGCGUCACGUGCAGUUGUUAAAGAACCACUUGAAAUUCAAUCGUGGAUUGUUUGCGAUGGUGAUGUUGAUCCUGAAUGGGUUGAAUCGUUAAAUUCUGUGCUUGAUGAUAAUCGAUUAUUAACAAUGCCAUCUGGUGAACGUAUACAAUUUGGUCCUAAUGUUAAUUUUCUUUUUGAAACGCAUGACCUUAGUUGCGCAUCACCAGCAACUAUUUCUCGAAUGGGAAUGAUCUUUCUAAGUGAUGAAGAUACAGACGUAAAAGCUGUUGUUAAAUCGUGGUUAGCUAAAGAGCCAGCUGAAACACGUUCAGCUACAGAACAAUUAAUAAAUGAUUAUUUCUUUGAUACAUUCAAUUGGGUAAUAAAACAAGGUGAUUUUGUUGUUAGUACAACAUUAAUUGGUACUGUUCUUAAUGGUUUAUCACAUUUACAUGGUGUCAACGAUAAAGCAUUGUUUACGUUGGGUUUAAUUCGUGGGUUAGGUGGAAAUUUAAAUGAAAAAACAAAAGAAGUCUUUGCCCGCGAGGUAUUUAAUUUAACUGGUCAACGUCCACCAGAUCCAAGUAACUUAUUAUCAACAAAAUAUGAUGAACGAUCAAAAAGUUUAACAAAUUAUAGCGAUGAUGAGAAAAUUGAUCUGAGUGUCGAUAAUUUUAACCAUACAUACGAUCUUCCUGUGAUUCGUACAAUUGAUAUUCAACGUUAUCUUGAUUCGUUUCUUCCAUGGCUUAAUAAUAAACAUAGAAAACCUUUUCUUGUGGUUGGACCUGAUGGUUGUGGCAAAGGAACACUUCUACGUUAUUGUUUCCGACAAUUACGUUCAACACAAGUCACAAUUCUACAUUGUAGUGCUCAAACAUCUCCAAUACAUGUAAUACAAAAAUUAAAUCAAUCGUGUAUACAAGUUUCAUCAACAAACGGUCGAACAUAUCGGCCAAAAGAUUGUGAAAAUCUUAUUUUAUACGUUAAAGAUAUUAAUUUGCCUAAACUUGAUAAAUGGGGUACAAGUCAAUUGAUUGAAUUUUUACAACAAAUUUUAACUUAUAACGGUUUUUAUGAUGACAAUCUUGAAUUUGUUAAUCUUGAAAAUAUUCAAAUAGUUGGAAGUAUGAAUCCAUCGAAUACACUUGGAAGACAUAAAUUAUCCACACGUUUUACAUCUAUUGUUCGAAUAUGUUCAAUUAAUUAUCCAAACGAAGAACAAUUACAAACUAUUUAUGCAAAUUAUUUACGGCCAAUACUUCAACAUCAAUUACCUAAUCAUCGUGUUUGGUCAUCAACUGGAAAAAUUAAUCAACUUGCUCUAUCAAUGAUUCAUAUUUAUAAUGAGUUGAGAUCUCGAUUCAGUCAAGAUGCACGUAGCCAUUAUCUAUUUACACCAAGAGAUUUAACACGCUGGUGUCUAAGCUUAUUACGUUAUGAUUUUUCAUCAAUUGGCAAUGAUGCUACGGCUGAAAAUUUACUUGAAAUAUGGACAUAUGAAGGAUUUAGAUUAUUUAAGGAUCGUCUAGUUGGACAUGAUGCGCAAGAAAAAUUCGAUCAAAUAAUUGAUAAAACAUUAAAAACUGAUUGGUCAUCAAAUGCCUUGGGAUCAUUAAAAGAUUCAUUUUUUGUCACUUGGGUUAAUAGUAGUGGUCGUCGAACUCUACCUCCGGCUGGCCGUGUAUUAUCACGAUUAUCUAGUAAAGACUUAAUUCCAUAUAUUGAACGUGGUGUUGCUCGAUAUCGAUCUGAAUAUCGUGAUACAAGCGUAUUCCUAUUUCGUGAAAUUCUUGAUACCAUUGUUCGAUGUGAUCGUGUAUUAACAACACCUGGAGGUUCAUUAUUACUAGCUGGUCGAAGUGGGGUUGGUCGUCGUACAGCAAUUGGCGUUCUUGCUUCUAUGAAUAAUAUGAAAUUAUUCUCACCUAAAGUUGGUCGAAACUAUGGAUUAAAACAAUUUAAAAAUGAUUUAAAAACGGUUUUACAAAGCGCUGGUGUGGAUGGUGAACAAUGCAUUCUAUUAAUGGAAGACUAUCAAUUUAUGGAAUCAACAUUUGUUGAAUUAAUUAAUAGUCUUUUGUCAGCUGGUGAAGUUCCAGGAUUAUAUACACCUGAUGAAGUGGAAUCCAUUCUAUCUCCAUUACGUGAAGAAUCAUCACAAGAAGGCUUUCGUGGAACAAUGGUUCAAUAUUUUGCACAACGAGUAAAAACAAAUUUACAUAUUGCAUUAGUUAUGGAUUUUACUAGACCAACAUUUACAGUGGCCUGCCAAAGUAAUCCAGGUUUUUUCAAAGAAUGUUCUGUACAAUGGAUGGAAGGAUGGUCAGAAAGAUCAAUGUUAAAAAUUCCAUCAAUGCUAUUCUCAAAAGAUCGUUCAGACGAUAACACUAGAGGCAAUCUGACAGGAAAAAUCGAUUUAGAUGAAGAAUUAUUAAAAUUAUUUCAUGCUAUACAUACAACAAUGGAGAAAAAAUAUUUAACACCAAAACGUUAUGUAAUUUUGUUGGAAACGUAUCAACAAGUUUAUUUAACAAAACAACAUGCAGUCAGUACUCGACAACAACAUUUAAAAUCUGGUGUUUCGAAAUUAAGUGAAGCAAGAAAAAUUGUUGAUGAGUUAAAGCGAAAUGCAGAAAUUAAACAAAAAGAACUUGCUGUUAAACAACAUGAAGCUGAUGAAGCACUUAAACAAAUUACGAAAAGCAUGGCUGAUGCUGGAUCACAAAAAACUGAAAUGGAACAACUGGCAGUUAAAGUCAAUGAAGAAACUGCCUUUAUUGAGCGUCAAAAGCGUGAAAUCGACAAUGAAUUAGCUGAAACUCAACCAUUAGUUGAUCAAGCUAAACAAGCUGUUGGCAGUUUACGAUCAGAAACAUUGGUCGAAAUUCGUUCAUUACGUGCGCCACCUGAUGUUAUCAAAGAUAUUCUAGAAGGUGUUCUAAAACUAAUGGGUGUACUUGAUACCUCAUGGACAUCGAUGAAAGGUUUCUUGGGUAAACGUGGUGUCAAAGAAGAAAUAAUGAAUUUUGAUCCACGAAAUGUUACUGUUGAAAAUCGUGAAUCAGUUGAACAGUUAUUACGUAAAAAAGCUGAUUCAUUUACUCCAGAAAAUGCUGCUAAAGCAUCACAAGUAGCAGGUCCUCUGGCAACAUGGGUAGUAGCUAAUGUUAAAUAUUCUAAAGUAUUAGAACGAAUUCGUCCAUUAGAAGAAAAACAAAAUAAAUUAAAAAAGAGUUUGGAAAGUUCAACAAGAAAAAUGGACGAAUUAAGUCAUGAAUUAAAACAAGUCGAUGAUAAAGUUGAAAAAUAUCGAACGACAUUCGAAAAAACAACAAAUGAAGCUCAACGCUUAAAAGUUGAUUUGGAAAAAGCUAAAGAAACAAUUGAAGCUGCACAAAAUCUUGUCGGUAAACUUGAAGGAGAAUUUUAUCGAUGGUCAGCUCAAGUCAACGACUUAAAUGAGCAAUUGAAAAUUUUACCAAAACUUUCUCUAUUAUCUGCUGGUUUCAUUACAUAUUUAGCAAGUCAAUCUGAAGAUAAACGUCUUAGUUAUAUAAACAAAUGGAAACAAUUGCUAAAUGUUGAUGAAAAAUUUGAUAUAAGAAAAUUUUUAUCGACAGAAAGUGAACAGCUAGUAUGGAAAAGUCAAGGUUUACCUUCUGAUGAAUUGUCCAUGGAAAAUGCAAUGGUUAUACUUCGUUCACAAUUAUGUCCUUUUCUUGUUGAUCCAUCAUCACGUGCAACUGAUUGGUUAAAAACGCAUUUAAAAGAUAAAAAAGUUGAAGUUAUUAAUCAACAGGAUAAUAAUUUUACAACACAAUUAGAAUUAGCUGUACGUUUUGGAAAAACAUUAAUUGUACAAGAAGUUGACGGGGUUGAACCAGUACUUUAUCCAAUUUUAAGAAAAGAUCUAGCUUCGCAAGGUCCUAGACAUGUUGUUCAAAUUGGUGAAAAGAUUAUUGACUAUAAUCCAGAUUUUCGAAUCUAUUUAACUACAAGAAAUCCAACACCAGAAUUAUUACCGGAUAUGGAAGCUAUUGUUAAUGAAGUCAAUUUUACGACCACUCGCGCUGGACUUACUGGACAACUUUUGGCCACAGCAAUUCAACAUGAAAAACCUGAAUUAGAAGUUCGAAAAACUGAACUGCUUCGUAAAGAAGAAGAACUUAAAAUUGAAUUAGCAAAGUUAGAAGAUCAACUACUCGAAGAUUUAGCCAAUGCUACUGGUAAUAUCUUAGAAAAUAAAGAAUUAUUAGAAUCAUUGAAUAAAACAAAAGAAAAAUCUGCAACAAUAACAAGUGCACUUGAAGAAUCAGCUAAACUCGGAGAAGAUCUUGAUAAAGAAAGAAAUGAUUAUUUACCACUUGCUAAACAUGGCAGCAAACUAUUUUUUGUCUUAUCUGAUUUAGCUAAACUUAAUAACAUGUAUCAAUUUAGUUUAGCUGCUUUUCUACGUUUAUUUCAACGUAAUCUUGAACAGACAGACAAAGGUUCAACGCAAGAUCGAACAUUAACUUUAGGAAAAAAUCAACUUCGUAUGACAUAUAAAUAUAUUACUCGAUCAUUAUUUAAAACUGAUCGUUUAAUGUUUGCAAUGCAUUUAGUACAUGGAAUGUUUCCGAAGAAAGUUCCUGAUAAUGAAUGGGAACAUUUUAUUGGUACAGCAAUCGCUGAUGUAAAAGAAACUCGAUCACUGCCAUCAUGGGUUAAUGAAGAACGCUCAUUCGAUGUUUCAACUUUCAAAGCAAAUUUUCCACAACUUUUUUCGAAUCUUCGUUUUGAUGAUUCAUCAUGGUCAAAAUGGAAUUCAACAAAUGAAUGCGAAUUAUAUUUUCCUCAAGAUAAACAAAUAACAUCAUUUCAACAAUUAUUAGUCAUACAAGCAUUUCGACCUGAUCGUCUAGAAAGCACUAUGCGAUUGUUUGCUUGUGAUGUAUUAGGCAUUCCAGAUAUAUCACCUGAAACAUUAAAUUUAAAAAAACUAUACUCAAAAGAAACAAUUUCAACUGAACCUAUCUUAAUUAUUAUUUCAGCAGGUGCUGAUCCAUCAGCGGAACUUAGAGAUUUAGCUAUGCAAAUAACAGGCAAGGAUCGAUUUUCAGAAAUUGCGAUGGGACAAGGUCAAAUGCAAGUAGCACUUGAUCUGUUAAAGAAAUGCUCCAGUCAAGGUACAUGGUUAUGUUUAAAAAAUCUUCAUUUAGUAACAUCAUGGCUAACAACUCUUGAAAAAGAAUUAAAUGCAUUAAAGCCACAUAAAGAUUUCCGUUUAUGUAUUAAAAUUACCUAUGAAGCACCACCGGGUAUUAAAAAGAAUCUUUUGCGUACGUUUGAAAUCUGGACACAAGAUGAAUUCGGCAAAGGAAGUACUACACGUUCACAAACUCUCUUUGUUCUUGCUUGGUUCCAUGCUAUUGUACAAGAAAGAAGAAAAUACAUACCACAAGGUUGGACUAAAUUUUAUGAAUUUUCUCAAGCUGAUUUACGUGCUGGAUAUGAAAUUAUACAUCGAUUAUGUGAACGAGCUGAUAAACAAUCUGGCGGGGAAAUUCCAUGGGAUUAUAUUUAUGGUUUAUUUGAACAAGCUGUAUAUGGUGGUCGUGUUGAUAAUCCAGUCGAUACGGAUGUAUUAAAAUCUUAUUUGACACAAUACUUCAAUACAGCUGUAAUCGGUGGUUCGAGAGGUUCUAAGACUAGAUUAGCAUCAAAUAUUAAUUUACCGAAUUCAUCAAAUUUUAGUGAAUAUAAAAAGAUUUGUGAAGAUUUAAAUGAUGAUCAAGAUGCACCAAGUCUAUUUGGUUUACCAGCUAAUAUUGAACGAUCAGCACAACGAAUGAAUAGUACUCAGAUCAUAAAUUCAUUAAAAGUUCUCCAACGUACGGAUGUAGAAGUUGAAAAAUUUGAUAAAGACAAAUGGAGCGCACUACUAGCACCUUUACUUAAUUUAUGGAAGAAAUUGAAUCAGGAUACUGAUUUUAUCAAAUUAAAAGUUCAAACACCCGUUGAAGAUGGUUCAUUAUCACCAAUACAAUCAUUUCUUCAAUUAGAACGUUAUAAUGGUAUUCAAUUAGUGCAGACCAUUCAUGAGAAUUUAGCAUCAUUAUCAAAAGUUAUUCGAGGAAUUAGCUUAAUUACAAACGAAAUUCAAGAAUAUGCAAAAGAUUUACUUCAAAAUGAGACUCCGCAAACAUGGCAAGAUCGUUGGGAAGGUCCAACGGAUUCAAUGCAAUAUUUGCGUGUUGUUGUGUCCAAAGCCAAAGCAAUGCAACAAAUAACAUCAUCAAUUAAAGAUCGCGAUAUAUUUUCUCAAACAAUAAGCUUAUCGGAUCUCUUUCGUCCUGAUACAUUUUUAAAUGCAUUAAGACAACAAACUGCACGAGAAACUAAACAACCUAUGGAUACAUUGAUAUUAAAUACAUCGUGGUCUGGCGAAUCUAAACAUGGAAAAAAUGUCUCAAUCAAAAUUAGUGGUUUACAAUUAGAAGGUUGCUCAUUUGAUGGUGGACGAUUAAGUGAAAGUGCACCUGAUUCACCAAGUGUUACAGCAUUUCCAUCAUGUUCAAUUGCUUGGAUACCACGAGAUGCUGUUCAACAAGACACACGCGAAAUAAUUUCAUUACCAGUAUAUUUUAGUGCUGCUCGUGAUAAAAUUGUUACACGUCUUAACGUUCCAUGUAGCAGUGAUAAAGACAAAUGGCUACAAUGUGGUGCAGCUCUAUUUCUUAAAAACGUUUAA